Oryza sativa Japonica Group (Japanese rice) is the source of this 2160-nucleotide messenger RNA. NCBI's taxonomy places the organism in Eukaryota, Viridiplantae, Streptophyta, Magnoliopsida, Poales, Poaceae. The record is from RefSeq and is a predicted model, not a curated record.
AUGUAUAGGUAGUCCCAAUGCAGGUUUAUCAGAUCGUGAGGGGAAUCUGCUGAAGUCCACAGAGUGUCGCCCGUCGAAUCGAGUGGGCCGCCAUCGAAUCUAGUGGGCCGGAAGGCCCAAAAGCAAAAUGGCUAGGGCCCAGCAAUUUGGAGCAGUAGGGGUCGGAGUUUUCUUCUCCGACGACCCCAACCAAAACCAUCGUUUCCUGACGAGCCACGGUGCCUGUGCCUCCCUGAACGUUUAGCAUCGUCGAGAGCUACGAGCCUCAAAGAGAGUGGUGAGGCUGGCAUAUGAAUUCACAAACAAGUUGGGAAGUUAUUGUCAAUGGCCAUCGUCAAAUCCCACAGCAAAACAGAAGUAAAUAACAGUCGAAACAGUAUUCUUAUCCACACCAGAAAUCACGUUAAGGAGCACCUCCCACUAAUUAUAAUUACUGAACCUCAUCAGGCCCAAAUUAAAAUUUGUUCUGAAAUCCAAAUAAAGAUCUUCCCUGUAUGUAUGUUGAAGCAAGCGCAGAUUGAUCGAUGGACGUGAUCAGAGAACGCGCCCGUAUACGUACGUAUACGUAUGCUAGUUAAUUUCUCUCCUAAAAACGAGUAAGAAAUAUCCUAUAAAAAAGUUUCUAGAAACAAAAGAAGAUAUAUACUCCUAUAUCCGUACGAAAUCUCGGUUGUUACUUGUUACUGCAGUUCCGUUUCGUUGCUGUGUUGUGGUGCGAAACGGUGACGUGGAUCACCCGACUUAGCGCCCACGCAUCAUACCGACUCAAUCCUGUGUAUUUCACGGUCUACUACUAGAUAUCUUCAGUGCUGCCGUCACCCACAACACAAUCCUCCUUCCUCCCUGUCUCUCUCUCUCUCUCUCCACUGCAGCAAAACCCUAGGAAAAAUCUCGCUUAGCGAUCGAUCAAGCAAAUUAAGCCCUAGUGAUUACUUACUCCCUACUUGCUUGUGCUGCCCGAUCUCCAUCAGAUAGAUCGAUCGGAGCAAGAACAAGGGGCAUCGGAGCGAUCAUGGAGGGCAAGUCCAGCAGCCGCCAUGCCGAUCCACUGGAAGAGGUCGAGAUGAAUUCGGCUUCUGCGACCGAGGACGACGACGGCUGCCGGUAUGUGUUCCAAUCCCGCCGCGACAGCGACAACGACAAUGACGACGAGGAGGGCGUGCUGCCGGCGACGGCCUGCAAGCGGCGCCGCCGCCUCGACGACAUCCUCGCGCUGCUUCCUUCGCCGCCCACGCCGUCUACCUCUUCCGGUUCGGAGGGGACGAUCAGCGACCGCGACCACGGCGGCGACGUGAUCGGCGCCGGCGACGACGACGCUGCCCCCGUGGCGGCGCGACGAGAGGCGUCGUUCCCGUGCCACUUGUGCAACAAGGAGUUCGGCAGCAGGAAGGCGGUGCACGGGCACAUGAGGGUCCAUCACGCCGAGAACGAGAAGGAGCCGAUGUCGCUGCCGCCGCAGGUGGCGGCGCCCGUUCAUCCCCAGGCUCGGCUACCCACACGCGGAGCAUCACGAUCAGGUGGACCGUACAAGUGCAAGUACGAGGGUUGCAUCAUGGAGUACGAGUCGCACCAGGGGCUAGGUGGCCAUGUCGCUGGCCACAUCAACAGGGACAAGAUGGCCACCGCCAGCGGCAGUGGCGGCGCCGGCAAGCCAAAGGGCAAGCACCCGUGCAACGUAUGCGGCAAAGAGUACCCGACAGGAGUGGCGCUCGGUGGCCACAAGAGGAAGCACUACAGGAAGGACCUUGAUCUUACCCUCUCCCUCGCACCGCCCGGACAACUCGCCGCGCCGCCUACACCUACACCUGCUCCUGCUCCAGCGGCCAUCGCCGCGGUGGAGGCAGAAGCGGAGGUGGCUGAAGAUGGAGAUGGAGGAGAGCUAGUGCCGACAACUCCGCCAACCGGAGCUAGGAGAAAUGUGGUCGUGCGGAUUUGGGGCGUUGAUUUGGAGAAGCCGGUAGAUGAUGUAGAGGAGCAAGAUAGUGGCAGCAACUAAAGAAGAUCAAAAGGAUAGCAACUAAAUAUAGAAGAUUAAGAGGAUAGUAGUCAGCAGUGCAGUGUUUAUUUAGAUACUUAUUCACGUGUUUGAUGCAAAGCAAUUGCCGCUUUGUUAGUUUAGAUAGUGAGGAUUCUGUUCAAUUGAAACAACCAAUUCUACAG